Oncorhynchus masou masou (cherry salmon) is the source of this 8672-nucleotide messenger RNA. RefSeq names its product transcription factor RFX3-like. Gene Ontology annotation, cellular component: nucleus. Bases 229 to 2538 code for a protein of 769 amino acids. The transcript has 18 exons. The record is from RefSeq and is a predicted model, not a curated record. Gene Ontology annotation, molecular function: RNA polymerase II cis-regulatory region sequence-specific DNA binding; DNA-binding transcription factor activity, RNA polymerase II-specific. NCBI's taxonomy places the organism in Eukaryota, Metazoa, Chordata, Actinopteri, Salmoniformes, Salmonidae. Gene Ontology annotation, biological process: regulation of transcription by RNA polymerase II.
CCCACCAACAACAACAACCUCUCGUUCCAUCAUUACCACCACACCACACCAUCCUCAUCCUCAUCAACCAGUCCUCAGCCCAGGGGGACCUUGCGGGCGCUGCAGGAUUUCAGUCCUUCACGGCGUAGUGUGUUACCAAUUGUUUUGUUGGUGACUAUGGUCCCAGCUGCUUUGAGAUCAUUGACAAGAUCCUCCCGUGUAGUUCUGGGCUGAUUCCUCACCGUUCUCAUGAUCAUUGCAACUCCACGAGGCGCCAUGCAGACCCCUGAGGCAGGCGCUGAAUCCGCCUCCACUGUCCACACCGCUGUGCCUGUGCAGCCUGCAGGCUCUGCCCAGCAGGUGUCCUCUCAGGCCCAGACUGUUCAACAGGUUCAGCAUGUAUACCCAGCACAACAGGUGCAGUACGUGGAGGAGAACAGUGGCGUCUAUACCAACGGGAACAUACGGACAUACUCGUACUCCGAGCCCCAGCUGUACAGCCAGAACAGUGGAGGGAGCUACUUUGACACGCAGGGCAGCUCAUCCCAGGUGUCCACGGUGGUGUCAUCCCAUGGCAUGGCCAACAAUGGAGGGGGGAACGGGGGGCUGACAAUGGGUCUGGCUGGGGGGCAGAUCAUCAGCAGCUCUGGGGCCUACCUCAUCGGUGGCAACACCAUGGAUAACUCUGCCCCCCACCCAGCAGCCCAGACCACCCGAGCCUCCCCGGCCACUAUUGAAAUGGCGAUUGAGACGCUCCAAAAGACUGAAGGUUUAUCCAGUCAGAGAAGCUCACUACUCAACAGCCAUCUGCAGUGGUUACUGGAUAACUAUGAGACAGCGGAGGGGGUGAGUCUGCCUCGCUCCACCCUCUACAACCACUACCUGCGCCACUGCCAGGAGCAGAAGUUGGACCCAGUCAACGCUGCCUCCUUUGGCAAACUCAUCCGCUCCAUCUUCAUGGGGCUCCGCACGCGUCGCCUGGGCACACGAGGGAACUCGAAGUACCACUACUAUGGGAUCCGGUUGAAGCCGGACUCUCCUCUCAACAGACUGCAGGAGGACAUGCAGUACAUGGCCCUCAGACAGCAGCCUGUCCAACAGAAACAGAGGUUUAAGCCGAUGCAGAAGGUUGAUGGUGUAUCUGGGGAGAACUUCUCAGGCGGAGGCCAGCACACCCCCAGUGCAGCAGAGCAGACUGUCAUCGCACAGAGCCAGCACCACCAGCAGUACCUGGACACAUCGCGGGCCCUGCCAGACUUUGUGGAGCUGGACCUGGGAGAGACCAACGUGGACAACGUCGGCCCAGACGACAUCAAAGCUCUCCAGUCACUCUACAGAGAGCACUGUGAGGCCAUUCUGGAUGUGGUGGUCAACCUCCAGUUCAGUCUAAUAGAAAAGCUGUGGCAGACUUUCUGGCGCUAUUCUCCUUCUGACUCAGUGGAGGGCGCCACCAUCACAGAAAACAGUGGUGUGAGUGAGAUUGAGGGCCGUCUGCCCUGCUGCAGACUGCUGGUGCUCUGUAGGAACGAGGCUGUGCUCAAGUGGAUGAGUUCCUGUGACCACCUGAUGUACCAGGCCCUAGUGGAGAUCCUCAUCCCUGAUGUCCUCAGACCCAUCCCCAGUGCCUUGACUCAAGCCAUCCGCAACUUUGCCAAAAGCCUGGAAGGCUGGCUCAACAAUGCCAUGAACACCAUUCCACAGAGAAUGAUCCAGACCAAGGUUGCCGCUGUUAGUGCCUUUGCUCAGACGCUGCGUCGCUACACUAGCCUGAACCACCUGGCCCAGGCAGCACGCGCCGUGCUGCAGAACACCUCCCAGAUCAAUCAGAUGCUCAGUGACCUCAACCGCGUCGACUUCGCCAACGUGCAGGAGCAGGCGUCGUGGGUGUGUCAGUGUGAGGAGGGUGUGGUUCAGAGGUUAGAGCAGGACUUCAAGGCCACCCUGCAGCAGCAGAGCUCUCUGGAGCAGUGGGCUGCCUGGCUGGACAACGUGGUCACCCAGGUCCUACAGCCCUUCGAGGACAGGCCCAGCUUUCCCAGGGCGGCACGACAGUUCCUGCUCAAGUGGUCUUUCUACAGCUCCAUGGUGAUUCGGGACCUGACCCUGCGCAGCGCGGCCAGUUUUGGCUCGUUCCACCUGAUCCGCCUGCUCUACGACGAGUACAUGUUCUACCUGGUGGAACACCGCGUCGCCCAGGCAACUGGCCAGACACCUAUCAGUGUCAUGGGAGAAUUCGAUGACCUCAACGCCAUGUCACCUGCUAACAUAGACAAAGACGAGGUGAGUGAGAUGGACAGUGACCUGGAGGAGGACAUGGAGGAGUCCGGGGAGCCGCUGGCUAAGCGGGAGAAGGCUGAGGUGGAACAUGAGCACCAGGUGAUCCAGGUGAUUCAGGUGGGGGCUCUGGAGGAUGGCAGUAACCCCGUGGUGGAGGUGCUCCAGCCGGGCAUCCUUCACUCCCUGCCCCAGCCCCCCCAGAACCAUGCUGAGCACAUCCUCGCCGCCACCACCACCAUCCGCCACUGCAGUGCCACUGGCAACACCUACGCCUCCGUCUGAGAGGGAGAUGACCCCCCCCCCCGGCAACCUCUCUUCUCUCUGUCUCUCGCUGUCACGCACGUCUGCACUGUCCCCUCUGUCGUACUCUGUGUUUUCUCUGCACUCGUCUAGACACACUCCUCCACCCUGACCAGUAAGGGAGUGUGAAAAACAUCACGACCACAGCUGGCGUCACACAAGCGGUGGAUGGAUGAGUAGAGCUAGACGGGAAUGUGGAUCUGCUGGGGAGAGUCAUGUGGACGGGCUGUCUCUGUCUGUCAUGUGGCUGUCCUCUGGGUCAGGGAGGGGGAUGUACAGGCGUGAGACACUGGCUGACCCUACUGUAGCUGUGUAGAAGGGAAGCUGUCCUUACUUAGAGAUUCACAUAUUUCCUGAUGUUUAAAAGCUCAAAUCCAAGCCACCAGCCCCAGAAGAACAACGGCAUUGAUUGACAGAUAACACUUGGUUCUCUCUUAGAUUGGCUUGUUUAGUAUAUAUCUAAACAACCACACAGGUGCUAUUCUCUUACACUACCAGAUGUUCAGACAGAAUUCAGUUGAAUGACAUAGUAUUUUUGUAAAGUCAUGACUCUUUUGAAGCAUUGUUGAGAUAUGACAUUUGGUGGAUUAUGAUUUGCUUAUUGCUUGUAAUGUGUUGUUUGGCAUCCUAUGAUUUAUUGAAUAGUGUAUAAUUGUAGUCAUGAUCCCCUGAUAAGCACUAAUGGCUUUUAGCCAUGAAGUUAGUUCUGCCCAUGAAGGAAGACAUUCUGUUAUUUAUGCUGUUACUGUGUAGAGACAGAGAGACGAGGUUAAACAGACAAGCUGUAGUACACCACCUCUACAACACUGGCUUUUCUACACAUUUCAUGCAUAGUGUGGGGUGUGCUUGACUUUUGGCCUUGGUUUGGUUGGUUUAGAUGCUCGAUAGUGUGACAAAAUGUCAUUAGUUGGACUUAUUAUCUACUGAUAUGUUCUCAGUACAGUAGGUGUGUUUUUUUGUAGGUUUCUUGGGUUCUGAAUGGACCAAAAACCAACCAACCACAGGAAACUGGCAGAGCGAAAGAGAGCCAUCAUGGCCGCCACAGUUACCACGGCGAGGGUGCUGCGUGUUCUGUUUCCUGUCCCAACAGUGCCGUGUUGCAGAGCAGAGUGAAUGUCAGGGAUUCUAUGUACCUCGGCUUCAUCGUAGUGCCUUAAUAACCCUUACUGCAGCUGUCCAUGUAGUCCUGACUGAUUGUGUGGUUGAGGGAAAGGAUAGCACACACACACACAGAGACACACACAGCUCCUCUGCGUUACUGUCCCAGCAACAACUUUGUGUCUCUGGUGACUUGUGGCUGGAUUUGGGCUGGCUCAUCAGUGUUACUGCAGGGCUGGAGAGAUGCAGGUUCAGAGGUGCUUGUUGAGUUCUCUGUGCUGGUUCUAUGAAAUGUUUUGUUUGUUUGUACCUGCUCUCACUCUUUCCACACUCGAGGCCUGCUCCUGCUUUGGCCUCUGCUAUUGGGUGAAGUGUGUGUGCAUGUGCAGAUGGGAGGACUUGAUUGAGAUGUUGAUUGUGUGUGUAUGAAUGAGUCUGAACAUGUGUUUGAGCACACCCACUAGUCACCCUACCUCACACCAGUGUUGCCAGCCCGUUGACACGUACAGCACAGUCACCAAACUUGUUCUGACAUACUAACCGUAUUACUCCUUCAACGCUGCACACUAACAUUAUACAUGCCUGUUACACCACACACAACUAAAUUACACAGUCAUUUCAGCCCCUUCAGUUCGUAGUCCACAACGUCAUCACCCCUAUCUCCCUUCUAAAGUGCAUAUUUGUAUAGUGGACCAAAAGUAGAUAUUUUCUGAUAUUUAAAGAAUAUAUAUAUAUAUAUAUAUAUAUGGAUAUGGAUAUAUAUAUAUGGAUAUAUAUAUAUGGAUAUAUAUAUAUGGAUAUAUAUAUAUGGAUGAUACACUGUAUUCAUUUUUGUUUGUUUUGUUUUCAUGUGGUUGAUCUGAUUGUCAUCUGUGAUUGUUUCUUUUGUAGCUCUUCUGUGAUUGGUUGAUUGACUGUGAAAUGGGUGGGGGCAUGGGGACCAGCUUCUCUGAUGACACUGGAUACACAUUUUGUACUUGAACUGUUAUUGAUCGCUUUUAGGAAAUGGAGAACACACAGGAACAUUGUGUUGAACUGGAAGAAUCUUGUUGUUGAUACUACUGAAGUUACCUUUCUGUUUUUUAACUCUCAUCUGGAGAACUGUCUGCACCAAUGCUUUGCCUCGACUUCAUUUAUUAGUAUUCAUAGUGCUUUUGUUUUACUAUUUGAGAAAUUAUUCUUAAGUUAUGCACAUGUAUCCAUGCGUAAACCAGUCUUGAAAAUGGAAUUAUAACUUCUGAGAAACAAAAUGUACCUGCAAAAGGACUGGAAUUAUGUUUUCAGUGGAAGUGGAUUUAUUUGAUAAACUACAUUUUCUUUACAGGUAUAUGAGAAAGAUAGAAUUAUAUUGCCUUUCAUUAGUUUUCGCGGAAGAUAAAGUGCGUUCACUUUAAACUGAAGGUCAUCGACCUUGCUUACAGGUAAUUGAAGGCCUUUGGGCAUUUGUUUACAUGCCAAACUCUGACCUCACAGAAAUGACAAGAUCUUUCUUAAUGACUGUACUGUCACCCAACAUGCCGUUAGAUAUGGCUCUUGGACUUUGACCUUUUUGUCAUGAAAAUACUGAAGAUGUUAAGAUUAAAUGUGUAUUCAUUUGUGCCUGGAGUGCAAACGGCUUACAGAUGUGCUUUAGAAUCUUGAAAGUGCUUUUUUUGGUCUUGCAUGCCUUUUUUGUGCUGCUAGAAUCUGUUGGUUUAUCUAUGUUUUUUAUAUGUGCCAGACAGUAAAUGCUGUAUUCGCUCUGUAACCUCAUCAAACCUGCCUGUUUUAACAUCAAUUGUGUUUUAUUCAUAGUUGACCAUUCACAAAAAGUCGUACAUUUAUAUUUGUUUAAGAUUGAAAAUAUUAGGGCCUUCCAUUUACAUUACAUUUACAUUUAAGUCAUUUAGCAGACGCUCUUAUCCAGAGCGACUUACAAAUUGGUGAAUUCACCUUCUGACAUCCUUCCCUUUUUGGUUCCUUGAUAAUUGAGCCCAUUUCCAACAGUAAAGGUUAGAUCCAGCAACUACAACAAAAAACUGAAAAGGACAAAAUCUUGACAUCCUGCAAAACAUAUCAGCUACUUUCAAACUAUGUCAGUUGGGAGGGGUGAGAAUACGGCAGCUUCACUGAUCCACGAGACCCAGUGCCUUUGAUUUUGCCCAGGCAGGAGGGCCUACGUCUCUGGUCUGACUCCAUGGUUCCAGAUACAGGCUCUUUCGACAGGCGUUUUAUGGUAGUGAGGUGAAAAUGGCUGCUCACAGUGAGAGGAGGAUAUGGGCCUGAGGGAUCGUACACUUCUACCCUUGAUCCUGAUCUCAUCCAAACUAUGAGUACUGGUCAACUGUUACUGACCAAUGACCACACAGAACAGUUUACAAUGGGUGGAGCUUGCUCCAGAUAUUUGCUGUUGGACUGUGCAUUAGGAGAGAACUACUAUUGUAUAGAUUUACUGUAUCACUAAACUAACAAAGAUUGGAGUAUAACUGGACUGGAAUAUUUGCCAAUAGCAACACUGUACUAUCACUUUCAUUGUUGUCGCAAUCAUUUCCUUUCGUUGUAUGAUAGUCACUGAUUGCUGUAUGUUUGCUUUAUUCAGUAUGAUUUGGAAUAUUUUCCUGUUCUAUUUUAAGUGCCAUUUGACAGUCUAGUGAGUUGUGGCCCGCUGUAGCACGCUCUAAUGCAAGCACACGCAUUUGGCAGUGGAUUUAUGGGGAAACCUUUUAGUUAACUCCCCAGAUGUAACCAAGAUGUAAAUAUAGACAAAAUGGGAAGAAAGGAUAUUUAUUUACUGUCUCCUUAAAUAUUUGUUUUGUUCUUUUUGGAUGUUUUAUUUCAGCCAAAAAAACAUUGAUUUCUCUUUUUCCUCGUUUUGGAUAAUGUAUUGUAUUCAUAUACAGGUAGCUGCCACGAUAAUGUUAACACUUCAGUAAAUGAGGGAUACAAAGUAUGUUAAAAAAAAGUAGGUGGUUCUGCAAAGGUGUGGUUCCUGAAUUAAUUAAAAUUAAGCAAUGAACAUCCCACCAUGCUUGGGGUCAUGUAUAAAAAUGCUGGGCAGGCCCUUGUUUUGGCUCGCAUGUCUGUGCCCCUAUCCACAGGGCAUGAGUGGUCACCUGAAUGGUUUUGAUGAGCAUGAAACAAUGUAAGCCAUAUGCCAUGGCUGUCUGUCACCAGAUCUCAACUCAAAUGAACACUUGUGGGAGAUUCUGGAGCUGUGCCUGGGACAGCAUUUUCCACCAUCAACAAAACACCAAAUGAUGGAAUUUCUCGUGGAAGGAUAGUGUUGCAUCACUCCGAUAGAGUUCCAGACACUUGUAGAAUCUACAGUGUUUUCAGAAAGUAUUCACACCCCUGAUUUUUUUCCAAAUGUUUUUGUGUUACAGCCUGAGUUUAAAAUUGAUUAAAUUGAGAUUGUCUUGACACUGGCCUACACACAAUACCCCCAUAAUGUUAGACAUUUUUACAAAUUAAUUUAAAAUGAAAAGCAAAUGUCUUGUCAAGUAUGGCAAGCCUAAAUAAGUUCGGGAGUAAUAAUGUGCUUAACAAGACUCACAAGAAUUUCCAACAAAGAUUCAGCCACAAAGGUUUUCCAAUUCCUCACAAAGAUGGGCACCUUUUGAAGUAAUUAACUCACCAUCAGGCCAAUGGUGACUUUAAAACAGUUUGAAAAUGUAUGGAUCAACAACAUUGUAGUUACUCCACAAUAUUGAAAGUGAAAAGAAGGAAGCCUGUACAGAUUAAAAAAUAAUGCUACAAGAAAUGUGGCAAAGCGAUGAACUUUUUGUCCUGAAUACAAUGUGUUAUGUUUGGGGCAAAUACAACACAUUACUGAGUACCACUCAUCUCAUUUUCAAGCAUAGUGGUGGCUGCAUCAUGUUAUGGGUAUGCUUGUAAUCAUUAAGGACUGUCGAGUUUUUCAGGAUAAAUAGGAACGGAAUGGAGCUAAGCAUAGGCGAAAUCCUAUCAUAUGUUUGUUGUGUAGUAAAUAUUUCAGCUUUUAUUUUUUUAAUUUUUUCCUGUUAAGCACAUUGUGUUGCAUUCCAUGUCUGAAAUGUGCUGUGUAUAAAUAAAGCUUGAUAUGAUUUGAUUAGAGGAAAACCUGGUUCAGUCUGCUUUCCCCCAGACACUGGGAGGUAAAUUCACAUUUCAGUAAGACAAUAAACCUAAACACAGGCCAAAACUUCACUGGAGUUGCUUACCAAGAAGACAGUGAAUGGCCGAGUUAGUGUUGACUUACAUCUAUGGCAAGAUCUGAAAAUGGUUGACGAGCAAUGAUCAACAACCAAUUUGACAGAGCUUGAAGACUUUUUUUAAAGCAUAAUGGGCAAAUGUUGCACAGUCCAGGUGUGCAAAGCUCUUAGAGACUUACCCAGAAAGACUCAUCUGUAAUCGCUGCCAAAGGUUUUCUGUGUUGACUCAGGGGUUGAAAACUUCUCUCAUCAAGAUAUGUUUUAUUUUUGUAAACAUUUUUUAUUUUUACAAAUGUUAGAUUUUUUCUUACGCUUUGACAGACUAUUUUGUGUAGAUUGUUAACAAAACAUGACAAAUCCAUUCUAAUUCCACUUUGUAACAACAUUGUAGAGAAAGCCAAGGGGUGUGAAUACUUUCUGAAGGCACUGUAUGCCAAGGUGUAUUGAAGCUGUUCUGGCUCGUGGUGGCCCAACGCCCUAUUAAGACACUAUGUUAAUGUUACCUGUAUAUACAUACUGUACAUCUCAAGUGACUUUCUUUUUGUGUGUUGUUUCAAGUUACCUCUUAGCUAGUAUAUUAUAUCUUCUUAAAUUGGCAAGAGCUAACCAAUAAGUGUAGGGUGAUUUGUAUUGUGUAUUUUACAUAAAAGAUGAGGAAAACUGGGAAACUUUUAUAUUUAUAAAGGCAUAUAUUAACAUUUAGUUUGUCGUAAUGAUGAAAAUAUAGGAACUAUUAAAGACACGUAGUUUGGUUUUCUGAAUAUUUCAGACUUGAGCUCAGGCUAGCUUAGUGUUGUUUUCUUAAAAUUUGUGGCUUGUCUUUUAAAUUAAUAAACUUUUUCUUGUUGA